Molecule: messenger RNA, 528 nt
Organism: Octopus bimaculoides (California two-spot octopus)
Lineage: Eukaryota; Metazoa; Mollusca; Cephalopoda; Octopoda; Octopodidae
Source: RefSeq, a predicted model, not a curated record
AUGGAUCUAGAUAUUGAGAAGUUGGUAAAAUCCUGCAGAGGUUGUACUCUUGCAGCAAUAUCACCACUUAUAAAAUUUCGACCUUGGCGCAAGACCAAUAUUUCAUGGACCAGGCUACACAGGACCAUUCAACGGAUCAUAGUGGUAGAUAGCUUUACAAAAUGGCCAGAAAUGUGUAAAUGUAGAAAUUCAACUUCCAUGGUAACAGUGGAUUUUCUACACAAACUUUUUGCAAGGUAUGGUAUUCCAGACUCCAUAGUCUCCAAUGGCGGUACACAAUUUAUGGCAAAUGAAUUUAAGAAUUUUUCCAAAAUGUUCUCUAUUGAACAUAUCACUACUCUGUAUCACCUAAGAUCAAAUGGACAAGCUGAACGCUUUGUGAACACAUUCAAAAGGAUGCUAAGGAAAACCAGAAAUGAGUUAGUGGAUGAUGUAGCAUUGACACAAUUCCUGAGAGUUGACCAUGUAAUGCCAAAUCCAAAAUACGGAAGUCAAUUUCAAAAGGGGAGAUGUGAUGGUAGACAUUAA